Cladocopium goreaui is the source of this 805-nucleotide messenger RNA. Lineage: Eukaryota; Dinophyceae; Suessiales; Symbiodiniaceae. The record is from the annotation of a GenBank genome assembly.
CCUACCAAACCGCGUGGAAAGCGACGCCAAAACGGCGUCGCGAGUCUCCUGUCGUCGCCAUGGGUUACAGCGCUGGCGGCAAAGGGGGCAAAGGUCGUGGGAAGGGCGGCAAAAGUAAAGAUGCUGGCGGCGCCGAUUCCUGGGACGCCGCGCAGAGUUCUGGGAAGAUCAAACUCACCUUAGAGGACUUGACGCGGGUCCACCCGCAGCGUGUCGUGGAGGCGUUCCCGCAGCUCACCGUGGCGGCGGAUUGGCCCGAGAGUCGAGCACCCAGAAGCGGUUCUGCCUUCUACUUGCCAUUGAUUUGGACGGCCCUGUUACCUCCAGAGGCUUCUGAGGGUCCAUCCUGCUUUGACCAGUCUGUGCAGCAGCUGAACAGCCUUGGUGAUGAGAAACAUUUCAAGUGGGCGCGCCGCGCGAGCUUGCUGGAUGUGUGGCAGGCACAAGUCUACUGGCGCCAGAUCUUUUCUGGCUGGGAUGAUUGGGUGACACGGCUCCGUGUGGCCAUGGCCGCCUUUGAAAGUCCCGACGGCUGCGGCAUCGAAGGUGUAGUCAAAUGCCAUGUCCAGCGUGUGUCGGUGACAGCGGGUGCGUUGGUCUAUGGAGAUCUGGAGAUUCUUGGCGCGUUGCCUCACAUCAGCAACGCUCGAAAAUCGCCUGAUCAGGAUGCGAUCCUGGAGUUGGACCUCGCGCUCCGGUUGGAAAUCGAAGCCUCGGUGGCCACCCUUUUCCUCCCGCCGGUCGCCCCGGUCGCCAACGCGCCCACAUGACAACUCGGACAGCGCCCGAAACGGCGACGAAAAAA